GUGGUUCUUCCUUGGCGAGAGAGAUCCUUAAACGCUUAAACCCUCGAUGGUUUCGAUUGAACAUUUUCCCGAGAUUUGGGAGUGUCCAUAAACCCCCGCACACACACACACACUCGCUGGUCGAGCUAAAGGCAAAAGGAGGAGAAAGCAGAGAAAUGGUGAACAAACCAUGGAAGAUCAUCCCAAGACCACUUCUCGAAACCGUCCUCAACAACCACGUCCAACGCCACCGUGUUCCUCAGCCGCUCAUCCUCCACGGUCCUCGCGGCGUCGGCAAAACCACCCUAAUCCUCAACCGUCUCCUCCGUGACUGGAACAAAGGGCCUCACAUCGCCGGCUAUGUCGAUUUCGCACAAUCGAUCACGGAGCACCAUCCAGAUCACCAGCAAUCAUACCCAUGGACGUCGUGGACCAGCGUUGACCCACCAUUGCUAUCCAAUUGCAAAACCCACCUCGAGAACUGUCUCGAAUCCAUGACCCACAAAGCCAUAAAGCUCGGGACUUUAAGCUCGCAGCAGAUAUUCACUACCAUGAACAAAUGGCACGGUCUCACCACCUCGCUCCGCCGUAUUCUCCAGGGAUGUAAAGUCGCCGUCCCGGAGAAAGCCUCAGUUUCGUUUCUGUGGGAACGGGCAGUGUACGCGCUAUCUGUUCGACGAAAUGCCGAUGAGAUUGAUUUGUUGGUUGGGUUGGAUGAGAAAGGCGGUGGUAGCUUGUCUGUUGAAGAGGCUAGUUACUAUAGAGAGACGGCCUUUGCGUUGAGAUUGGCUAAAGAGGUUAUAAAGAUGCAGCAGGGCUGGAGGGGCAAUGCCAUUGCGCAUAUGAAUAGAACUAAUGGGUUUUCGAAAACGUUAGCGAAUUCGUGUACUGAUUGGCCUUUGCUAAUGAUAGAGUUGUUGUCACAGGCUGCAGAGAUUGGUUUCUUCCAGCCUAAGCUAGUGUUAAACAACAUUGAAAUCUUGAAGAGUGCUAUUCAGACUGAUGAUUCAACAGUCUCGGCGUCAAUGUACCAUGACAAUCUUGUAUGGAGGAUAAUAGCGUUAGGUGCCAAUGAGCGCUGUCUACCUGUCCUGUUCGUGACUUCGGAUAGCUACUACUCAUACCAAGCCUUUGUUGACUUUGGGUUUCCAGACAUUUUCAUCUCUCGUGAGACAUUUGGAUGGACCCCUCAAGAAGCCAAAUUACACAUGGUUCCUGAUUACUUCAGUGCUUCGGAGUGGACUAUCGUUGCUGAUGUUCUUGGAGCCAAUUCUCGGCAUCUAUUUGAGCUUUAUGCGCUUAAGCAAAGUAAUCAUUACCAAAGUUUGAUGGGGAACAAAGCAGGUACAUUUGAAGAUAUUGUGGAUGCAUACUUGGCAUAUUUACAAGUUGUUGUGGUUAAUCCUGCAAUGGAAAAAGCUUUGCUACGGCUUCAACGGUAUGCCGCUGAUGUACGAAAGGGAAGCAUUCCAGAUGAAAAAUUACGUUUUGGUGCUGCAUGGAGGCAUCCUCCGCGCAGUGAUGAUCCUACUCUCUGCUCCGAGUGGGCUAAAAUUCAGCUGAUGGACUUCGUCCAAGCUCUUGUCAAUACAGAAUUAGCGGUAAAUUAUUUGGGUGACUAUAGCCUUGAGAUCUUUGAAGACCCUUCUGCUAUGGCAUUGGUUGAGGUUGGGAUACUAUAUACGCAACGAGAUCCGUCUUUCUUCCGUCCUAUAUCCCAAGGCAUUAAAAGAUGCCUUGUUAGAUGGCUCAUCCAAGAACGAAUGAAGAUGAAUUAUUGGAGCUCAACCAAAUAUUGGUGGCAGAGAAUUAUCCGGGGUCGUUAUUACAAGCAUUUGAUGCUUGGCUAUAGAACAUAGGCGGUUUCACACAGGUUUUGUUGUCACGGGAUCGUUGAUGAAAAUUGUGGAUAUCCUGUGCUCCUAAAUCCCCCUAGCAAAAACACAUAGGAUUCAUAUUUUACAGGAAACCAUAAAGGGGUGAUAUUUUUUUGUUGCCGUUAAGGCCCGACUUUUAGUAACGUCGUCGUCAUCAAGAAGACACGGGAAAUCCUCCGGCGACUAACGGUAUAAGUGGGAGUACACUGCCAUUAGAACAUUUUUUUUUUCUUCAGACGCUGUAUAUAGCGCAUGUUUCUGUGUUGUGUGAUUUCUUUUGGCGGUAAAAGUCAAAUACUUGAAUCAUUUACUGUAUUGUCUACCUAAAUUUUUCAAACCGAAAGUCCCAAUAAAGUUUU
Molecule: messenger RNA, 2215 nt
Organism: Brassica oleracea var. oleracea
Lineage: Eukaryota; Viridiplantae; Streptophyta; Magnoliopsida; Brassicales; Brassicaceae
Exons: 12
Coding region: 156-1838 (560 amino acids)
Source: RefSeq, a predicted model, not a curated record